CAUUUCAGUCGUUUCGUUUGUGUAAUUUAAUUUUGUUUUUUUCUUUUAAAUUGUAAAUGUAAAUUGUAAUGUAAUUUUGUAUUAUUGUAAUUUAAUUUGACCGUUGUCUUGUCGACAACUAAUAUAUAAUAUAUCUUGUCGACUUAUUUGUGUUCAGUCAGCCCAGCUCGAGCUCAUUUUCUGUGCCGAAUAAUAAACUCGGCAUACAAUUUUAAAUACAAAUUAAUAAUUAAAAAAUAUUUUUGAAACAUAAUUUUUUAUAGUAAAAAUUAUAACUACAAAUUAAAGAGACAGGUUUUUCCAAAGUAUACACAAUUACAAUUCCUAGAAUCAAUUAAGAUAUUAUAAUGGACGAAGAUGAUCAUGAAGAUAGAUCUGGAGUUGCUCACCACAGAAGCCGGAACUUCAAAGACAAUGAAAUAAAAUUUUUAGUAAAUCAAGUUUCCAAAUAUAAACACAUACUUUUAAAUAAAUGUACAAACACAUCCAUCAACAAAGCUAAAGAUGCAGCAUGGGAAAAUAUAUGCAAAGAAAUGAAUAAUCAAGGCUUUGAAAUAAAGAGAACUGUUGACAAUUUAAAAACAAAAUGGUUGAAUCUUAAAAGAGAGGCUAAAAAAGUGUCCAAAAACUUAAUAGAUGAUACAAUCAAUAGUGAUAUAAAUAAUGUGUUAGCACAAGUUGUAAUGAUGGUAAAUGAAAAUGAAACAAACACAAGUACAGAGGUUUCUCAAGAAGACAAAUAUCCUCUAAAAUUAGAAGAUUUAUUAGAAGAAAAUGACAAUGAUACAUCAAAACAUUGGGAUAGGAGUGAUCAAUCAGAUGAAUCUAAUGAUGAUGCAACAUCAUGUACAGAAGACGACAGCAAAAGACGCAAAAGAUCCAUGAAUUUUACACCUUCAGAAUGCAGCCUUCUCUUGAGGUGCGUCAGAGAAGAAAAAGAUAAUAUUAUAUUUGGUAAAGGAAGAAGUAUCUCAAAAAAAGCUGUGCAAGUUGCUAACGCAGCCUGGCAUAGAAUAACAGUGAAAUACAACAAGCGGAGUGACUUUAAGAGGAGUACAAAAGUGCUGCGGAUGAAAUUUGAUAAUAUGAAGAGAUUGGUGACACGCAAAAGAAAGAUUGCAGAAACACGUAAAAACGUGAAAUAUAAGAGAAAUGUAAAACUGGAUGAUCAGCCUGUGGCGGUAAAAUCUGAGCCCAACAUAGGUUCAAGCAACAUUGUUAUGGAGACUGACUCUGCAAAUGUAGAUGAUGAUGAGGACAAUAAUGAUGAUUAUCAGGAGCUGCACGACCCAAGCCUACAAAACGAUGUCGACUCCGACCCACUUUGUACAGUUCUCAAUGGUGAUUCGGGAAUAGAGUCAGUAAGCUAUUCGGGGUCGUAUAGUCCAUUUGACAAUAAGGAGGUCGUGAAAUUGAAGCUUGAAUUACUGAAGUAUCAAAUGGAAACAGCAAAAAUGGAAAGACAAAGAAUAAAAGAAGCGUUAGACGCAGAAAUAUCAGACAGAGAAUCCAAAGCGAUAGAAGCAUCGCUUCGGUUGCGAGCGGCGAGGCUACAAGCGAUUGCUUCAGAGUCGAAGCUUCCUUCAACCCACCCCGCAUUGCAGUACAGUGAACGGGAGAAACUAGCUGAACAAUAUAUAAGACAAUUUGAACACUAUGGCAUUAAUAAAAGCGAGAAUUACAUUGAUUAAUAUUCAUUAAUAAUAGAGACAAUCCAAAGACAUAGAAGCAUCGCUUCGGUUGCGAGCGGCGAGGUUGCAAGCGGUUGCUUCAGAGUCGAAACUGCUUUCAACGGACCCUGUUUUGCAGUACAGUGAACAGGAGAAACUAGCUGAACAGUAUAUACGACAGUUUGAACACUAUGGCAUUAAUAAAUGUGAGAGUUAUAUUGAUCCAUAACAGUACAGACAUUCAAAAGCCAUAGAAGCAAUGCUUCGGUUACAAGAGGUUGCUUCAGAGUCGACGCUGCCUUCAACGCACCCCGCUUUGCAGUACAGUGAACGGGAGAAACUAGGUGAACAGUAUAUACGACAGUUAGAACACUAUGGCAUUAAUAAAUGUGAGAGUUACAUUGAUCCAUAGUAGUACAGACAUUCAAAAGCCAUAGAAGCAUUGCUUCGGUUACAAGAGGUUGCUUCAGAGUCGACGCUGCCUUCAACGCACCCCGCUUUGUAGUACAGUGAACAGGAGAAACUAGCUGGACUAGUAUAUACGACAAUUUGAACACUAUGGCAUUAAUAAAUGUGAGAGUUACAUUGAUCCAUAACAGUACAGACAUUCAAAAGCCAUAGAAGCAAUGCUUCGGUUACAAGAAGUUGUUUCAAAAUCGACGCUGCCUUCAAUGCACUCCACUUCAUAGUACAGUGAACGGGAGAAACUAGCUGAACAGUAUAUACGAUAGUUUGAACAUUAUGGCAUUAAUAAAUGUGAGAGUUACAUUGAUCCAUAAUUGUACAGACAUUCAAAAGCUAUAGAAGCAAUGCUUCGGUUACAAGAGGUUGCUUCAGAGUCGACCCUGCCUUCAAUACACCCCACUUCGUAGUACAGUGAACGGGAGAAACUAGCUGAACAGUAUAUACGACAGUUUGAACACUAUGGCAUUAAUGAAUGUGAGUCACAUUGAUUAAUAAUAAAUUAAUGAAUAAUAAUAGCGAUCAAAUCCACCAAAAGCCAUAGAAACAUCGCUUCGGUUGCGAGCGGUGAUGUUACAAACAUUUUUUAUAAAUGUAUUGGUAUUUAUGAUUUACUGAAAAUAAGAAAUAUGUUAUACUUCAGUGUUUGAAAAAGGAACUUAAUUGGACCUUUAUUUAGAGUUGAAAGUUGUUCAUGUCAGAUCUCUCUGAUUCUGAUGAUUAAAUUGUUAAUUAAUUAUAUUCUGGUCUGAAAUUUUGUACACAAUAAAUUUAUUGAUAAAAUA
Bicyclus anynana (squinting bush brown) is the source of this 2917-nucleotide messenger RNA. Its product is annotated as myb/SANT-like DNA-binding domain-containing protein 4. Lineage: Eukaryota; Metazoa; Arthropoda; Insecta; Lepidoptera; Nymphalidae. The record is from RefSeq and is a predicted model, not a curated record. Gene Ontology annotation, cellular component: nucleus. Bases 348 to 1691 code for a protein of 447 amino acids. The transcript is spliced from 10 exons.